AUGACACGUGGUAUACGCAGGAUUCGUAACAAAACGGGAGUUCAUCCGAAAAAUCCGAAAACAUUGGCUGAAUUAGUAAUUGAUGGAGACAAUGCAUUGACCUUGAAGGGCUAUCUUUUUGUUUUGUACGACAAUCAAUCGGAUACGAAGCGAAUAGUCAUAUUCUCAACAAAUACCAAUCUUUCGUUCUUAUCAUAUUGCGAUGAAUGGUACAUGGAUGGUACGUUCGAUGUGGUUCCAACAAUAUUCAAACAAUUGUAUACGAUUCAUGGCAGACGAAAUAAAACUUAUGUUCCGUGCGUGUACGUCUUGGCUAGUGGUAAGGAUUUCUUCACCUACGCUGAAAUCUUUCGCAAACUUAAGGAAUUACAACCAAGACUGAAACCGAAAACCGUUAUGGUAGACUUUGAACAGGCUGCCAUGAAAGCCAUUCAACAAACAUUUCCUGGAGUGGAGGUCUACGGAUGUUUUUUUCAUAUGUGCCAGUGCAUAUACCGCCAUAUACAAGCACAAGGUCUACAAAGUAUUUACGGUGAAGAUGAGAAUUUUGCCCAAUACAUGAGAUGCUUAGCUGCAUUAGCAUUCGUUCCACCCGAAGAAGUGGUUAAACGAUAUGAAGAAUUGAAAGGAUUAGAUUUUUUUAAAGCGAAGUUAAGCGGUAAAUCAGCUGUUGAUGUUGGAGAGCCUUCAUAA
Molecule: messenger RNA, 693 nt
Organism: Bradysia coprophila
Lineage: Eukaryota; Metazoa; Arthropoda; Insecta; Diptera; Sciaridae
Source: RefSeq, a predicted model, not a curated record